GCUGGUGCGCGAGGUGACGGGGGUGAACGUGAACAUGCGCGUGGGCAUCCACAGCGGGCGGGUGCACUGCGGGGUCCUGGGGGGGGGGGCCCUGCCCCCCCCCCCCCCGGGGCCAAAGCGCAUCCACAUCACCUGGGCCACGCUGCAGUACCUGAACGGCGACUACGAGGUGGAGCCGGGGCACGGGGGCGAGCGCAACGCCUACCUCAAGGAGCACAACAUCGAGACCUUCCUCAUCGUGGGCUGCAGCCAGAAGCGCAAGGAGGAGAAGGCCAUCCUGGCCAAGCUGCAGCGCGCUCGUGCCAACUCCACCGAGGGGCUGGUGCCACGCUGGGUGCCCGAGCGCUCCUUCUCCCGCACCAAGGACUCCAAGGCCUUCCGCAGAUG
This is a messenger RNA of Manacus vitellinus (golden-collared manakin), 387 nucleotides long. RefSeq names its product adenylate cyclase type 6. The transcript is spliced from 3 exons. Gene Ontology annotation, biological process: adenylate cyclase-activating G protein-coupled receptor signaling pathway; cAMP biosynthetic process; intracellular signal transduction. The annotation marks the transcript as partial. The record is from RefSeq and is a predicted model, not a curated record. Gene Ontology annotation, molecular function: adenylate cyclase activity. NCBI's taxonomy places the organism in Eukaryota, Metazoa, Chordata, Aves, Passeriformes, Pipridae.